Puccinia graminis f. sp. tritici CRL 75-36-700-3 is the source of this 4212-nucleotide messenger RNA. RefSeq lists its product as uncharacterized. Gene Ontology annotation, biological process: siRNA processing. NCBI's taxonomy places the organism in Eukaryota, Fungi, Basidiomycota, Pucciniomycetes, Pucciniales, Pucciniaceae. The record is from RefSeq and is a predicted model, not a curated record. Gene Ontology annotation, cellular component: RISC complex; nucleus; cytoplasm. Gene Ontology annotation, molecular function: RNA binding; ATP binding; ribonuclease III activity. Bases 1 to 4212 code for a protein of 1403 amino acids. The transcript is spliced from 13 exons.
AUGGGUGAUAAUGAUGAUCACCCUCGCUCGGUUGAUGCCGAGGAUAGCUCGGUUGAUGUGAAGGAAUCGUUGAAGAUACCGCGACUCUAUCAGGCCGAGCUUUUGGAGGAAGCCAAGAAGCGCAACAUCAUCAUCCGGGCCGACACCGGGACCGGCAAGACUCUCGUGGCCCUUCACCUGAUCGUCUGGACGGCCGCCCAGACGGAAUCAGCCCCGAAUGGCCAUCAGAUCCAGGCCUUCCUCGUCCCUACUCGUCCGCUCGUUCACCAACAGGCCGAGUACAUCCAGAGCCAAUCCACCCUCCGCGUCAAAGCCUACGCUGGCGACCUUCCAGCAGACUUAUGGAACGUCGACAAAUGGCGCUCGGGAUUGAAGGAGGUCGACGUCAUCGUCUCAACUGCCCAGAUUUUCCACGAUUUGAUCUCGAAAGGAUUUUGGAAAUUUGAGGAUAUAUCUCUUUUGAUCUUCGAUGAGGCGCAUCAUUGUCGUAAAGACCACGUGUAUAAUCAAAUAAUGCGGAGUCAUUAUCAUCGUCUGGCCAAAGAUCCUGCACAGCGUCUACCUAAAAUUCUAGGAUUGACAGCGUCGCCGAUCUGGAAUUAUAAGGAUUUGGAAAGGGCAGAAAAAGAUAUCAAAGAUCUUCAAUGCUCUCUUGCAGCUCAAAUUUGUGAGGUCAAGAGACACACCGAAGAUGUUUCCCAGCACAACUUUAAGCCCAACGAACGGGCUGUAUACUUCGACCCCUCUCCUGCUUUUCAAAAGCUCUCACAUCCUCCCUGGGAGCAGAUUAACGAUCUACUCACCAAGCAUGCCAGCCUCAAGCUGAUCACCACUUUUGAAUCGGUCUUUUUGGAGUUAGGAAAUUACGCGUACUCUUUAUCCAUCCUUGACUGGCUCAAAUCCCUCUUGGUCGUCGGCGGCCCCAACCAACUGAUGUCCGGGCGUCUGUUGGAUCCAAAUCACCAACAAAAAGUUAAACAAGUUACUAAUCAACUUGAAGAGCUUUUGAGCAUCAAUGAUAUUCCUGAAAAUCAACUUUCGUCCAAGGUAAUCGCUUUGAACAAGCUCCUGGUCAAAUACAAAGAGGAGGAUGGCCGCGACGACUUUCUCUGUAUUGUGUUUGUCGAGCGCCGACAACACACCCAACUGCUGUUCGCUCUGUUGGAGCGCAAUACCCAACUGAAAGGUUUUAUCCGUCCUGGAGCCUUGGCCGGACACGGUGGGGGCAACGAGAAUGACCUGCUUGGAAUCAAAAUGGACUCAAGAGCGCAAAACAAGACUGUUGCAAAAUUUAGGACGGGUGAACAUAAUCUAACUAUUGCAACCAGUGUGGCCGAGGAAGGUCUGGACUUCCGCUCUUGCAGAGUUGUCAUUCGAUUCGAUCAAAUCACCACCUGGAAAGGGUACAUUCAAUCUCGUGGUCGGGCUCGAGCGCGCAAUUCCGACUAUAUCGUCAUGCUUCCAACUGACUCCUCGAGUAAAUAUUUGGCGUUUAGUGGGAAAGAGGAUGAACUCAAAGCCGCACUCUAUGACCGUCCCGAUAAUGAGCUCAUUGGAGGUGGCGCAGUUGAACCGACUCCUCAAUUAAUUUGCCGACUUGCCGAUGGAAAUGAUUCGAUCUUGACUUACGGUUCCGCCCCUGGUCUUUUGAAUGACGUCUGUCAACUGAUUCCGCAAGAUGAAUUUCUUCCGGUCCUUGCGCCAGAGUAUGAGAUCAUGUGUUUAGGGGAAAGUUUCAAAUCUCAAGUUACGCUUCCCCCCAUGGCAGCUCUCCCUUCUUCUCAGCGUACUUUUAUGGGACUCGAGAUGUCGACGAAAAAGGAGGCCAAACGUUCCGCUGCCUUCGAAGCCUGCAAAGUCUUACGAGAGCUGGGUGUACUCAACGAACAUUUCUUACCCCAUAGAGAAGAUAAGACCGGUCAGGCUCGUGACGCGGAUGAUCAGGUCCAAGCCAUCAUUCCAAACGUUUACGGUGAUUUUCGGACCUCACAAGAAGUCUGGCUCCACGAAAUAUCUUUCCCGGAUGAAAGUCCCGCGGGAUUCUCUACGAUGGGUUUCCUAUGUGCUCAACAUGUAGACAUUUCGGAGGGCUUGCACUUAUAUGAUCACUACCAAGAUAGCAGAACUCUGCCCGUCAAGAUCAAACGGAGUCGCAGGAUGACAUGGGCUCAGGAUGAUUUAUCGAUCAACCUGCAAAGAUUGGAGACCUUUACUCGAUUGGUUAUCCAAGUUGCCGUAAACCGCAAGUCGUACGAAGGAAGACUGUUAUUCCUUGUUGCUCCUCUUCUCAACGAUACAUGCGAGAUCGAUUGGAAUCUGGUGGAAACUCCGCUGAUUCCACUUUCCAACCACGCAGACAGCUUACGUUACCAAUGUACAAUCGUCCCGAUUCCCCACCUCCAUUGCAGAAUAUUCGACACCUGCGAACCGUCUGGUGACCUGUCUUUUGCCUCCAAGCCUCAUCACGUUCCUGCUGGUCAACACAUGGGUGACUUUUGUAAAAAGAUAUCGAAAUUCCGCAACCUCGGUCACUUUUAUGCAGUCGUUUACAAUCUGAAGCCAGAACAGUUCAAGGGGAAAUUAGUUUAUCUCCAAAGUACCUUUGAGGUCUUGGAUAAUUUGUCAAAGUCCGAAUCAUUGUUGACACAGCCUUACCGUCUCUUGUUACCAUUAAAGCUCUGCCAAGGAUCACGCAUCCCUCGAUCGCUUUGGAAAGUAUUUAGCUACUUGCCAUCCUUGACUCGCCUCUUGCAUGAUGCACUCCAAGCAAAAUUUCUCUUCAAACGACUAGAUUUCCCCGCAAUCUCACUUCCCCAUGGAAUUCAUGCACUCACGCCGCCUGGUGUCGGAGUUCCUUGGGACUAUCAAACUCUUGAGACCGUUGGAGAUGCAUUUCUCAAGUUGGCCACAUCGGUUCACGUGUAUAUCAGUCAUCUCAGGAAGGGUGAAGGUGACAUGAGUCAUGUACGAGCCAGGUCGAUCGACAACGCCUACUUGCGAAGGAAAGCUGUUCAGGCUAAUCUGCCCGGCUCUAUCCUCAGCCAACGCUUCCGCACAGGCAAAUUCAGAGACGCUCAAACGGAAGAAGGCAAAGAGUUGGCCAACGGUAAUUUCUCGAGAAAGAUCCCUAGGCGCGUUUUGUCCGAUGUCGUUGAGGCUCUCCUGGGCGCUGGGUUGCUUACUGGAGGUAUUGAACUUGGGCUGAAAGUUGGAACGGCUCUCGAUCUUUGCUUUGGGGGCAUUUCACCCUGGAGCCAACGCACGCUAACUAUCAGUUUCGGAAAGGAUGCCCAUGAUAAGCUUGAUCCAUCAAUGCUUCUCACAUGCGAACAGAUCGAGCGAAAGAUCAACUACGUGUUCAAAGAGAAAUUAUUCCUCGUCCAAGCUUUAACUCACCGUAGUGCGAACUCAUUCUUGACUAACUGUUACGAGAGGGAGGAGUGGCUAGGAGAUGCAGUGAUCGACAUGUGGAUCGUCGAGCACGCCUACAAGCGCUUCGAUAACGCCACCGCAGAUGAACUGAGUCUCGCCCGAGCAAAGGUGGCUUGCAAUGGUAGUCUAGGUUUCUUGGCGAUCAAAAAACUAGGUCUACAUGAGUUCAUCAUGCACAAGUCUGACAAUUUCCAUCAGGCGUGCGCGGAGGCGAUAGAAGCCAUCGAGCCAUUUACGAAGAUCUCGGAGUUUUUUUCAAAUAUCAAUAACCUCUUUGUGGUCUUCGAUCCGCCUAAGAUCUUGAAUGAUGCCUUGGAAGCUAUCGUCGGCGCGGUGUUCGUUGAUAGCGGCUUGAACCUACCAACCGCAUAUCGAGUCCUGGAUGUCAUAUUUGAGGAUGUAACCCCAAGCUUAUCUCGACUAGCUGCUCGGGAUCCUGUGUCGACACUAUUGAGACUCCGUGAUCGGUAUCAAUGCACCGAACUGCUCAGAACAACAACUACCAUCAACGAGCCCAAUCCCGAAGGAGAGGAGAAAACGCCGGUCUCGGUCAGGGUCUGUCGCAUCGAAUUCCAUGGCCAACAGAUCGGAAUUGGCCGACACCAGAGCUCGACAAGCGUAGCCGAACAGAGAGCUUCACUGGAAGCGAUCAAAGUCUUGCAGGAAAGUCUCCCAUCAUCCGAAAGCGCUACUCCAGAUUCUUUGUGGUCCAAAUGUCGAUGCAUGGCGUUGAUCACCACCGCAAAAGCGGCGACGCCCAGCUCGACUAAAAAGAAGUGA